Molecule: messenger RNA, 2706 nt
Organism: Closterium sp. Naga37s-1
Lineage: Eukaryota; Viridiplantae; Streptophyta; Zygnematophyceae; Desmidiales; Closteriaceae
Source: the annotation of a GenBank genome assembly
AUGAAGCGCGGUGACCGUUGCCGUCUGCUGUCUCUCCCGGACGAGCUUCUCGAGUCGAUCCUCAGCACCGUUACCCACCCAUCCGACCGCUGCAAUGUCGCUCUCGUCUGUUCUCGCCUCCACCGCGUCUCGCGCCGCACGCCGCACUCGCUCCUCGUCGAGUUCAUGCGUUAUCAGCGCUGGGGCUCCAAAGUCCGGGAUUGCCAUCUGACUCAUCUCGAGCUCAACUCCCGUUUUUCCCGCAAUACUUCCCGCCGCCGCUACGAAAGUAGGACCGCCCUGCCGCCUCUCCACGCCUUCCCCUCGCUCCGCGCCGUCACCCUCGGCUUCCACCCCAGGGAAAUCUCCCCCCUCCUCCGCUGCUCCGCGCUCACUUCUCUCUCGCUGUGGCAGCCCACGGGCGGCGACCUUGCCUGCCUCGCGUCCCCCUCCUCCUCCCCCUCCUUCCGCUCGUCUCUCCAAUCCCUCACCGUCCAAUCUGCCAACCUAACGAACUACCUCCUCCGCGUCUCCUCCUUCACCCUCCUCUCCUCGCUCUCUCUCCAAUCCUGCAUGUUCAACUCAUGCGAGCUUCACUCCCUCUCGCGCUCCCUCCACUCCCUCACCCACCUCACCAUUGACGAUUGCCCUCUGGUGUGCGGCCGUGCUGUGGCAGCGAUAGUUCGAGCAAACCCGUCCCUCUCCUCCCUCUCUCUCUCCGGCACCACCUACCGUCUCUUCAGUCCCAGUGCCCUCGCUACCGUGCUUCGCCUGUCGUCCCGUAAGCUGCAAUCGCUAACGCUUUCAGGUCUGCCGUCGUUCCGUCCCGGUAUGCUUGCGGGGUGCAGCAGCCUUGAGUCGCUCACUCUCGAACGAGCAGAGGGGUCGCUCGAACAACUGGUGGGCAUGCUCGUGAGGGUGGAUGAGGCCGGGGUAGAGGCGGAACGAGCCGCGAAUACGCCUGCGGGUGCGGGUGCGGCUGCGGGUGCGGGCGGGGGAGCGGGCACGGGUGCGGGUGCAGGUGCUGGUGCUGGUGCCGGUGCGUGUGCGAGUGCGCCCGCAGCUGCUCCUGCAGCAGCGGCGGAGGGGAGGAUCAAGGGGAACCGGCGCACCUACGUCGAUAUCCGCGCAGCAGCAGCAUCGGUGCGCGCGGACGCGGCCUCUUCCUGGAGGGACGCGAGCCGGCAAAUCAAGGCGGCGGGCGAGCUCGUGCGCACCGCGCAGUCGGAAGCGGAGACCGCGCGGCGAAGCCAGUGGCUGCACGGAGAAAAGCCCGCCAUCAAGAAGAUCAUGGGCGCGAUUUCAUCCUGCCAGUCCGCGUCCGCGGGGGCGUGGGACGCGAACGCCGCGAGAGAGAAGGCGCGCGCUGUGGCGCGUCUGUCUGCCACCGCCGCCGCCGCCGCUGGCGCUGGCGCUGGCGCGACAGGGGUUUUCACAGCGGAGUUUCACGGGGAGGAACGUUGGUCGGAAGACGCGGACCUUGAACCUUGGGGUUUAGGCUCGGUAGUGUUUACAGACUUUACCGACGACGAGUACCGUGCUGGCGCAACCCCGGAUGGGGUUCACCACCUGAUGGUGGAGAAGGAUCCGAGUGACGGCAUGCCCGAGGCGUCGCGAGAAGAGCUGUUCACGACGCUAGAUACGUUGUCGCAGCAGCUGCGGCCGCAUCAGUCGGCCAUGCGUGAGAGCGUUGAGGCGCUGCUUGCGGGGGAGGAUGUUGAGGGCGGGAUAGUUGGGGCGCUCGCAGCAGCGGCUGGGGCGGCGGCAGCGGGUGGGGCGGCGGCAGCGGGUGGGGCGGCAGCAGCGGGUGGGGCGGCAGCAGCAGCAGGUGGGGCGGCAGCACCAGCAGAGGGUGGGGCGGCAGCAGAAGCAGAGGGUGGGGCGGCAGCACCAGCAGAGGGUGGGGCGGCAGCAGCAGCAGCGGGUGGGGCGGCAGCAGCAGCAGCGGGUGGGGCGGCAGCAGCAGCGAGCGAAGCGACAGGGGGUACCCCAGGAGUGGAGCAACAGGUGGAAGCUGCACAGGGGCAAGGCGUGCAGGAGAGAGUGCAAGAGGAGGGAGUGCAAGAGGAGGGUGCACAACGGCAGAAUUCUCUCAUACAGAGAAUUCUAGAAGGUUCUGGCAGCAGCAGGCUGGCAUCAGCUAAGGCGCAUCAAGAAUCUGAAAGGGCCACGCCAGUGGAAGUGAUCCGCCCUGCUUGCCUGGCCUCCCUGGUUCUGAAUACCAUCCAGUUUACUCCUCUGCCCGAGCCUGCUUCUGGAGAUACUGCCUCUUCAUCUCCUGCCUUGGUUCCAGUUUCCUGUACCCCUCGUUUCUCCACAUCUCGCUCCUCAAAUUCCUUCUCCUUCCCUGGUUCCUCCCAGCAGCAGCAUUCGUUUGAGAGCAUUGCCUUGGCGGCUGUGUUUGGCGGGCUGAGGCGGUUGGCAGUGGUGCAGUGCGGUGGGGUGGGGGAGGAGCAGCUGAGGGCAGUGCUGCGUGCAUGCCGGGUGUUGGUGGAGCUGAGAGUAGAGCACUGUGAUUCCAUGUCCGAUAAAGUGCUGCUCUCAUGCCCAAUCCACUCUCUUACUCACGCCACUCUCGUUGCUUGCAACGGGAUUACGUCUGCUGGGGUUAUCGGGUUGCUUGGAAGCUUUCCAAGGCUGAGGCAGUUAAAGGUGGAAGCGGAUAAGGUUCCUGAACGGGCUCGACGGAAAUUGCUUCGUGUUGGUGUGGUCAUCAGGGGGGUGUGA